This is a messenger RNA of Sebastes umbrosus (honeycomb rockfish), 2606 nucleotides long. RefSeq names its product 26S proteasome non-ATPase regulatory subunit 11A. The record is from RefSeq and is a predicted model, not a curated record. Bases 158 to 1426 code for a protein of 422 amino acids. NCBI's taxonomy places the organism in Eukaryota, Metazoa, Chordata, Actinopteri, Perciformes, Sebastidae. Gene Ontology annotation, biological process: ubiquitin-dependent protein catabolic process. The transcript is spliced from 13 exons. Gene Ontology annotation, cellular component: proteasome regulatory particle, lid subcomplex. Gene Ontology annotation, molecular function: structural molecule activity; protein binding.
GCAUUGCUCCGACCAUGUGAACCGUGAUUUGAACGACCUGACCGCAAAACAACGAGGCAGAGCCGAGUCAGAGAACGACCUGACCGGAAAACAACGAGGCAGACCGAGUCAGAGCCGAGUAGAGCCGAGUCAGAGCGGAGGCAGAGAGAGAGGAAAGAUGGCAGCCGCGGCAGUGGCUGAGUUUCAGAGAGCACAGUCUCUUCUGGGAACAGACCGGAAUGCCUCUAUCGAUAUCUUACAUUCUAUAGUGAAGCGGGACAUCCAGGAGAGUGAUGAGGAGGCGGUGCGUGUUAAAGAGCAGAGCAUCCUGGAGCUCGGUGGGCUGCUGGCCAAGACAGGACAGGCUGCAGAACUCGGGGGUCUGCUGAAAUAUGUACGCCCCUUCCUUAACUCCAUCUCCAAGGCCAAGGCAGCCCGGCUGGUCCGCUCCCUGCUGGACCUGUUCCUGGACAUGGAGGCUGCCACGGGUCAGGAGGUGGAGCUCUGCCUGGAGUGCAUAGAGUGGGCCAAGGUCGAGAAGAGGACCUUCCUCAGACAGGCUCUAGAGGCUCGUCUCAUCUCACUGUAUUUCGACACAAAGUGCUACCAGGAGGCACUACAACUCGGCACCCAGUUGCUGCAGGAGCUGAAGAAGAUGGACGACAAGGCCCUGCUGGUGGAGGUCCAGCUGCUGGAGAGUAAGACAUACCACGGGCUUAGCAACCUGCCCAAGGCCCGCGCCGCCCUCACCUCCGCCAGGACGACCGCCAACGCCAUCUACUGCCCACCCAAACUACAAGCUGCUUUAGACAUGCAGUCAGGGAUCAUUCACGCGGCGGAGGAGAAAGACUGGAAGACGGCUUACUCCUACUUUUACGAGGCCUUUGAGGGCUAUGACUCCAUUGACAGCCCCAGAGCCAUCACAGCCCUCAAAUACAUGCUGCUCUGCAAAAUCAUGCUCAAUUUGCCAGAGGAUGUCCAGUCCCUCAUCAGUGGCAAGCUAGCUCUGCGGCACGCUGGCAGACAGACAGACUCACUGAAAUGUGUGGCACAAGCCAGCAAGAACCGGUCGCUGGCAGACUUUGAAAAGGCACUAACAGAGUACAAAGCCGAGCUGAGGGAUGACCCCAUCAUCAGCACUCAUCUGACCAAGCUGUAUGACAAUCUGCUGGAGCAGAACCUCAUCAGGGUCAUCGAACCUUUCUCCAGGGUCCAGAUGGCACACAUUUCCUCCCUCAUCAAACUAUCUGAGGGAGACGUGGAGAGGAAAUUAUCACAGAUGAUCCUGGACGAGAAGUUUCACGGUAUUUUGGAUCAAGGUGAAGGAGUGCUGAUUGUUUUCGACGAGCCGGUGGUGGACAAGACAUACGAGGCGGCCCUGGAGACCAUUCAGAACAUGAGCAAAGUGGUGGACUCGCUCUACAACAAAGCCAAGAAGCUAACAUAAGAGAGAGCGAAACCAUCGGUCCUCCUGUCAGGAGCGCCGCGGGCCAGUCACACCUCCGCCGUUCGCUCACUUCAACCCGGGGAGGGACGAGGGGAGGAGGAGAGUACAAACACUUUAACACCCCAGCAAGCAAACAAACCAGCUGACCAACCGGAGACAACCCGACGGAACAACACAGCGACGGGAGUGGACGCGCCGCUCCUCCUAGUCCUCCCUCCCUCCUCUGCUCUCCCUCAUCUCUCGUCUCUUCCUCCCAAUCUGACUGGGGUUGAUCUGACUCAAUGUGCUCCUCCCUGUGAACUAAUUCAGGCACUGUGCCCCUCUUCUCUUCUCCUCCCACCACUGGUUUCUACUGUAUGUCAAAUUGGACGAGCCUCCCUUUCCCACCUUUUUUUUCCCUGUUUCUCUCUGCGCUGGCCAUCAGGGAAUCUUGUAAAAUAACAAUAAAGAAUACGUAUACAGUACUUAUACAUACAUGUAUUAUAUAUUAAAAACAAGGAGUGUAAUUGGGGGUAAACGUAGGUUGGUUGGUUGGUCUCUGUCUCUCACCGGAUUCUACCCUUUCUGUUCAGUUUGCCAACCAGCCCUGAAACUUGAAUGUUUGAAUUUCUCUGAUGGUUUUGAAGAAAUCGGCCCACAGUCAACGGCGGCCAUCAGAACAACCCCUCCCUUCUCUUCACAUCCUUACUACGACCCUUGCCCCCUCACCCCGUUUCACCCUCACUCACUCACAAGGCAUUCUGGGAUUCGUGGACCAUACAGGGAAUUUGCUCUUCUGUCCACUCGGGACCAUGCCACAAGGAGAGGAGGACAUUCAUCAACACACGGGGGAGGGGCUCCUAUACCCCUCCUGCACUCCCACUUCCUGUUUGUAUAUAACAUUGCCAAGCACCUCUGUUCAUCCAAGGCCCGAUGUAUCACACUGUCCCCCUUUUUUUAUAAUGCGUAAGAACUGUAUAAACGUCGCCCCACCGAAAGCUCGGUCAGUCAAACCAAGUGCUUUUGACGCUUGAGACUUGACCGGAGAGGAAACUCUGAGUUGUUUGGGCGGAAAAGAGAGCGGGUUUCGCCGAAGAAAAUCAUGCUGUACAUUUUUGGGAACUUAAAUUUUGCAAGGACUCGAGGGUUUACCAUAUAUGACAUAGAGAAAGACAAACGCUAAUAAAAAAAAAAUGAAACC